CAUCCACACCCUGCCCGAAGUAUUGUCUGUCCUCCCAAGUAAUAAUUCUUUGGGAAAUUCCUCCCCAUUUCUGCAGGCCUUCCAAUACACGCAUAAAAACACCCCACUAACCAUACAAAUAGUGCUGAAAGACCUUCGUUAUACAAAUGGGUCAAAUGGGCAUGCAUAAAAAUUAAGAGAGAGAGAGAGAGAGAGAGCAUAAAGAUGCACACCUGCAGUGUCUGUCUUUUUAUCACAAAGCCAUCUCACUCCACGCCUUGAAUCCAAGCUCCAAUGGGGAAGACAAGCAAAUGGAUCAGGAGCUUCCUAGGUGGGAGAAAGGAGAGAGAGAAAGAGAAGAAGGAGAAACCCACAGAGCAGAGAGAGAAAGAGAUGGAGAAACUGACAGAGCCUUCACAACCAAAUGAGAAUCACUCAUUCACAAAUGUUCCACCUAAAGAGAAGCGAAGAUGGAGCUUUCGAAGAUCCACCAACAAAGACCCAAACACCAACAAUUCCUCACUCCAGACCAGUAAUAAUCAAAGCUCAGAGAAUUUGAAAGAAUCUGAAGAAGAUGAGCAAAAGAAGCAUGCAAUGGCUGUCGCUGCAGCGACUGCAGCUGCAACUGAUGCCGUCAUGGCGGCUGCACAGGCAGCGGCUGCUGUGAUGAGGCUCACAGCUGUUUACAAGCCAUCGCUGAUUGAGGAGAGGGCAGCUAUCAGGAUCCAGGCCAUGUUUCGAGCUUAUCUGGCCAGGAAAGCCCUUUGUGCACUGAAAGGGCUGGUGAAGAUCCAGGCUCUGGUGCGAGGUCACUUGGUCAGGAAACAAGCAACUGCCACUCUCAGGUGUAUGCAGGCUUUAUUGACUGUACAGGCGAGAGCCCGUGCUCAAAGAAUUCAAUCAUCAUGUGAGGAAAUCCAUCCUGUCAUUCAAAAGCAGACAUCAAUUCAUAGACGAUCAUUUCAGGAUAAUCAAUUCAGGCAAUCAACAGACAUGGAGAAAACCAUGGACGAGAACGUGAAGAUAGUUGAAAUGGACCUGGGUGAGUCAAGGGGCAGCUCAAAGAGUAGAAUCAGCUAUUCCAACCCACCAGUUGAAAGAACCGAACAUAGAUUUUCAAUGCACUACGCAACACACAAAGAACAUUCUUUACCCCCACAUCCAAAGCUUGACCUUUCCCCUGCUCCUUCCCCUGCAUUCCCAGACCUUAGUCCAAGAACGUCUAGUGGCCAUUUUGAGGACUACUCAUUCACCACAGCACAAAGUAGCCCACAUUACUGUUCAGCUAUUUCUAGGGCAGAUAGUACAGGCCCCUUCACUCCUUCGAGACCUGAGUAUGCAGAGUCCUUAUCCCAUGAAUACUCUUUUUUCCCGAACUAUAUGGCCAACACUGAAUCUUCAAAGGCUAAGGCUCGAUCACAAAGUGCACCAAAACAGAGGCCUGAUUCAUAUGAGAAGCCAGCUUCAAAUAAUAGUAAGAGGAGGAGUUCAACAGAGGGAAGGGGAAUCCCACGUGGGGUCCGCAUGCAAAGGUCAUCUUCUCAUGUGGGGGCCACCUGUAAAGGGUACCAGUACACAGGUCCGAUCAAGCUGGAUAGGUCUACAAUGUCUCUCAAGGACAGUGAGUGUGGAUCAACUUGCUCUGUGCUCACCACUAAUACGAACUAUUGCAGAUCUCUCGUAGCAAUUGAGGUUAGCAUACUGAAAAAUCUUUAAAAGAAUGGACCAAAAGGUUGUAAAGUGUACUUGUGUAAACUAUUGACAUCAUCUUCUUGAUUGCAGGCAUAUGGCAACAGAUACUGAGUUUCCCUGACCCACUCAGUAGGGAUUAGAAGUGUGAUUGACUUUAUGAAGAAGAACAAUGCUGACUCUCCAAUGUCUCCAUGGAUGAGUUAAGAUUGAGCAAGAAUAGAGUCCCAAAUCUGAGACUCUCAGUAGCAGAAGCCACUGUAACUUGUUUUCGGUUUUUUGGGUGUGUCUAAUUCUUUCGGUUGAGUGGAACAUUUCUUUUCA
Messenger RNA from Amborella trichopoda, 1992 nucleotides. RefSeq names its product IQ-domain 19 (gene IQD19). NCBI's taxonomy places the organism in Eukaryota, Viridiplantae, Streptophyta, Magnoliopsida, Amborellales, Amborellaceae. Gene Ontology annotation, molecular function: protein binding. The record is from RefSeq and is a predicted model, not a curated record.